ACAUGGCCUUAAAAUAAGAGUUAUAAUAUAGGUUGUAAUAACCCAAACCCGCCAUACUGAACGGACUGAGGACGUGAGAGCUGCGAUCAUGUUAUUCCGGUUCGGCGUCAUUCUAACUCCGGAGUCUGCGGACGUGGAGGUCUUUGUUUUGGGUUCGCGUGCAGAAAUGGGCCACUGGGACCCGAGCGGAGCGGUCCAGAUGAAAGCCUCACAGAAGCUGCUGUCACCGCAUGAACCGUGUCUGUGGAGCGGCGACGUGCAGCUGGCAGAGCCGGUCAAAGACACGCUGUGGUUCAAGUUCGUCAAAAGAGUCAGAGGCGCUUAUAUCUGGGAAGAGUUCACUUGGACUGGAGGGGAUUACAGAGCUCAUAAGAAGGGCUGUCUCUGAACUGACCUACAGCUCC
Messenger RNA from Chelmon rostratus (copperband butterflyfish), 404 nucleotides. RefSeq names its product laforin-like. The record is from RefSeq and is a predicted model, not a curated record. NCBI's taxonomy places the organism in Eukaryota, Metazoa, Chordata, Actinopteri, Chaetodontiformes, Chaetodontidae. The transcript has 2 exons. Gene Ontology annotation, molecular function: protein tyrosine phosphatase activity; starch binding. Gene Ontology annotation, cellular component: nucleus; cytoplasm. Bases 89 to 388 code for a protein of 99 amino acids.